Racocetra persica is the source of this 185-nucleotide messenger RNA. Lineage: Eukaryota; Fungi; Glomeromycota; Glomeromycetes; Diversisporales; Gigasporaceae. The record is from the annotation of a GenBank genome assembly.
GGAGAAAAAGAGUCAGCCAGUCAAGAUAGAAAGAGGGAUGGUAAGCGAAAUGAAAGGCAAUGGAUAGUCCAGAAGGGUUUCUCCAGAGGAACGAUAAACAAAAAGUUAACCACCGCAAAGGCCAACCCAUUGAGUAAUAAAAAGAUGAAAGCGGUCGCUAUCCCCACUUUAACGGCGGCCAAAAA